Molecule: messenger RNA, 1911 nt
Organism: Closterium sp. NIES-65
Lineage: Eukaryota; Viridiplantae; Streptophyta; Zygnematophyceae; Desmidiales; Closteriaceae
Source: the annotation of a GenBank genome assembly
AUGUUCUUCCGCCUCUCCACGUCCCUCCGCCUAUCCGCGCCCUUCCGCUUCGCCGCGCCGGUCGCCCACAUGCUUCUCCGCGCGCCCCUCCAUCGCUCCCCAGGCGCUCUCCUUCCACCUCGCUCCCCCUCGUCGCACGCCGCAUCGCACGGCCCCGUCGCUCGCUCUUCGCAGCGGAGCCUCGCGACCACGGCGACAGGCCACUCCGCUGCGGCGAGUAGCAGACGUCGCACGGCCGCGUGCGCCUUGCUGUCUGCGCGUGCCCCCGCCGCCCCCUGUCCCCUCUACUACUGCAGCCUUGUGCCGCUCCCUGCCCCCGACGCGGCCCCGUCCCUUGCGCUUCUUGCGCUCUCUCCCCGCCGCGUCGCACGGACGCUCUCAGUGGCGGGGACAGGCGGCGAGGGGGUCGUGAGGGGAAAUGGCGGGGCGCGGGGAGGCAGUGCGGCGAUGCUCGCUUCGGGAGCAUGGGGGGAAUCGCACAAGGGGCAACGGGGUUUCGGCGGAGGACUCCCGCGCGCGACCACGGCGGAGGGCGCCGUGCUGCGCGGGGGGGAGGCGGGCGGGACCAGCGGGAUGGGGGCCGUGAGGUGCACGGGCGCGCCUGGCGCAACGGGGGCCUCGGGACGGGCGGAUGGACCAGCGAGGCAGGGGGUCGUGGCGCAGGCGAGAUGGGGCGGCGUGGAGGGGGCGGCGGCGGGGGGCCGUGCGGUGGUGCUGUGGGAUCUGGACAACGUGCAGCCGGAGCGCAUGGAGCCGUUCGACGCCGCCACGCGCCUCACGGACCUGGCCGCCAGCUUCGGGUCGCCCGUGGACGUGCUGGCCUAUGCCAACCGCCACGCCUUUGAGCACGUCCCCGCCUGGGUGCGCGAGCAGCGGAGAGAGCGCCGCGAUGCGGAGCGCAUGGCGGCGCGCGGGGAGGCGGAGGAGCGGGAGGUGCGGUGUGAGCUGUGCGGGCGGCGGUGCAGCGGGGCGGUGGCACUGAGGAAGCACUUUGUGUCGCUGCACCAGAGGGAGCAUGAGAAGCGCAUGCAACACCUCAACCACGCCUCCCCCAAGCGGAAGCGGCGGCUGAGGGAGGAGUAUCGGGGCAAGCAGCAGCGCUACCAGCAGGCCGUGCGCGGCGUGCUGCUGCCCCGCCACGGCUACGGGCUCAUGCCCGAGCUGCGCCGCGCUGGGGUGGUCGUGCGCCUCGUCAGCCAGCAGUCGCAGGCGGCGGACGAGGCGUUGAAGCGGGACUUGGCGGCGGCGGUGCGCAGCGGGCAGGUGGGCGCCGUGCUGCUCGUGUCGGACGACCGCGGCUACUCGCGCGCCCUCGGCGCCGCCGCUGCUGCCGGCCUCACCACCGUCGCUGUCGGCAUCAACGGGUCGCUGCAGCCGGCGGUGCACCGGUGGUUCUGGUGGGGCGAUGUGCUCUCGGGCCGCGCCGUGGCGCUCGCCCGGGGAGAGGCGGAGGGAAUGGCGGGCUGGGGGGGAGGGGACGGGUGGCACGAGGAGGAGGGGGGGCGCAGGAUGGAAGGGCAUGCGUGGGGCGAUGAGGGGGGGGGGGCGGUUGUAAGGGAGAGGGCGGAGCGAGGGAAUGCGGUUGGCAGUGGGGCGAGGGGAGCGCUGCUUGGAUUGGAGGAUGUGGGGCGACGAGGGGUGGCGAUGGAGGGGCAGGCGGACAGGUGGACGCAUGGUGAUGUGCAUGGGGGGCAGGGCGAGGGGAGGUAUGGGAUGACAGGUGUGGGUGGUGGUGUGGAGGAUGAGGGAGGGGAGUGGGACGAUGGGGAGGAGUGGAUGGAGGAGUGGGAUGAGGAUGUGUGGGAGAGCCAAGGGGAGGAGGAGGAUGACAGAGAUGAUGGAGACAAGGGCUUCUCUCAUCAGGUGUUUGGAGGCGCUGGCGACGUGGCACGCCCACACGCGAACCCGUGA